AUGGCGAAUCCCCAUUUUCAAUCUCUUUUCCAUUUUCUCAGCUUUACAGUUCUAGUAUGUCUGGUUUCGGUACAUUUCUGUACAGUUUCUUCAGUUGUUUUGGUUAAGUUGAGGAACCACAAGGAGCACCCCCACCAAAGACGCCCAAUGCUCUCAGCCAAUCAGAGUUCAUGCGCAUUGUUCUUGGGCACCUGGGUUCGGGACGAUAGUUAUCCAUUGUAUCAAUCUUCAUGUCAAUUCAUAGACGCACAGUUCAAUUGCCAAAUGUACGGCAGGCCCGACACUGAUUACCUCAAGUAUCGAUGGCAACCUGCUAAUUGCGAAAUCCAGAGAUUCAACGGCCUUGAUUUCUUAAUGAAAAUGAAAGGGAAAACUGUGAUGUUUGUGGGUGAUUCGCUGGGGCGUAAUCAAUGGCAGUCGUUGAUUUGCAUGAUAUCAGCUGGGAUUUCUUCGGGAUCACCUACGCAAAUCAGCAAAGGAUAUCCUCUCUCUACGGUCAAGUUCCAGGAGUAUGAUGUGACGGUGUCGUAUUACAAAGCUCUAUACCUUGUCGACAUUGAUAUCAUACAAGGGAAAAGAGUGCUCAAAUUAGAUGACAUAAGAGGGAAUGCUAAUGCUUGGAGGGGUGUAGAUGUGUUGUUGUUUGACACGGGUCAUUGGUGGACACACAAGGGACCACUCCAAGGAUGGGAUUAUAUGGAAUCAGAAGGGAGUUUUUACCAAGAUAUGGAUCCAUUAGUUGCUUUAGAGAAAGGGCUAAGGACAUGGGGAAGAUGGGUUGAUAGCAACAUUGACACCACCGUAACAAGAGUUUUCUUUCAGAGUUUUUCUCCCUCACAUUACAACUUGGGAGGCAGCCCGAGCGAAUGGAAUGCAGGGGCAGUAACAACCUCCAAGAGCUGUUAUGGUGAGACAACACCAAUGAGUGGUGGCAGUGCGACCUACACCGAGGGAUAUUCGGAUCAAAUGAGGGUGUUGGAAACAGUUAUAAGAGACAUGAACAACCCUCCCUUUCUACUUGACAUAACAUUGCUAUCAACAAUGAGAAAAGAUGCACAUCCCUCAAUCUACAGUGGAGAUCUCACCCCACAACAAAGGGCUAAUCCUGACCAUUCAGCUGCUGAUUGUAGUCAUUGGUGUCUCCCUGGAUUGCCAGAUACUUGGAAUCAACUCUUCUACACUGCUUUAUUCUUUUUACAUUAG
Fraxinus pennsylvanica is the source of this 1203-nucleotide messenger RNA. Lineage: Eukaryota; Viridiplantae; Streptophyta; Magnoliopsida; Lamiales; Oleaceae. The record is from the annotation of a GenBank genome assembly.